Messenger RNA from Gekko japonicus, 331 nucleotides. RefSeq names its product unconventional myosin-Vb-like. Gene Ontology annotation, cellular component: myosin complex; actin cytoskeleton; cytoplasm. The annotation marks the transcript as partial. Gene Ontology annotation, biological process: actin filament organization; vesicle transport along actin filament. The record is from RefSeq and is a predicted model, not a curated record. Gene Ontology annotation, molecular function: microfilament motor activity; actin filament binding; ATP binding. The transcript has 2 exons. NCBI's taxonomy places the organism in Eukaryota, Metazoa, Chordata, Lepidosauria, Squamata, Gekkonidae.
GUGGACCUACCACGACUUCUUCAACAGAUACCGAGUCCUUAUGAAGAAACGGGAUCUCUCCAAAAAGGAUGACAAGAAGGCGAUCUGUAAAACUCUGCUGGAGAACCUGGUUAAGGAUCCCGACAAGUUCCAGUUUGGGUGCACCAAGAUCUUCUUCCGCGCCGGCCAAGUGGCCUACCUGGAGAAGUUGCGGGCAGACAAGUUCCGCAGCGCGACCAUCAUGAUCCAGAAAACCGUGCGUGGCUGGUUGCAGAGGCUGAAGUACAGGAGGAUGAGGGAGGCGGCCAUCCGAAUCCAGAAGCACACCCGAGGGUACCUGGCCCGCAGGUAA